Molecule: messenger RNA, 561 nt
Organism: Letharia columbiana
Lineage: Eukaryota; Fungi; Ascomycota; Lecanoromycetes; Lecanorales; Parmeliaceae
Exons: 1
Coding region: 1-561 (186 amino acids)
Source: RefSeq, a predicted model, not a curated record
AUGACUCGACCAUUGGGCGUCUGGCAGAAAACGAACGGGUGGUCGGAGCGCUCGGCCUGCUUCAGACGAUCCUUUUGCCGCUUCAAGCAUCUUCUCCCCUCCCCUCCUCUGGAGACCUGGCACUACGAUCAGGCUUUCGAUGGCGCUAUCGCCGAGUCCGACUCCCCAUCCGAUAAGUCUUGUGACGCAGUCAUGGCUCAGCUCCUCACGGGAAGGAGAAGGCGUGGGGACCGGAACCACACGUCGACGCUCGAUAUCGUACACACCCUAGGCGUCCUAUACAGCGAUCAGAUAAGAGUGCAAGCUACGGAUCUCCUGUCUUUGGCUAAGAGUGUAGCACAAUUGUACCAAUGUCGUCUACAAGCAGCACGGUAUGGGCGAGUGCAAGUGGCAAACAUCUUCAAAGACUCUUGGUCCACUUCAGUACAUUAUUCCACCAUACUAUCUCCCCACCUGACCACGCUACUCUUCUCCCUCUCCGCCGCGCCUUCGUUCCUCCUUCCCCACCUCUCGGCACUGUACAGCCCCGUCUUACUCGCUGGCAGCAAUCAACCUGUGUAG